Molecule: messenger RNA, 1099 nt
Organism: Microplitis demolitor
Lineage: Eukaryota; Metazoa; Arthropoda; Insecta; Hymenoptera; Braconidae
Gene: Nubp2
Product: cytosolic Fe-S cluster assembly factor NUBP2 homolog
Exons: 5
Coding region: 171-953 (260 amino acids)
Biological process (GO): iron-sulfur cluster assembly
Cellular component (GO): cytosol
Molecular function (GO): ATP-dependent FeS chaperone activity; 4 iron, 4 sulfur cluster binding; ATP binding
Source: RefSeq, a predicted model, not a curated record
ACGACACACAUGACUUCAACUUUACUACUUACUUACUAAUAUUUACUUACACAUUUGUCCAGUCUGCAGUGUAUGUAAAAAAUACCGAGUGGAAAAAUCGCAGAGCAUGACAAUUAUUUUAAAAUACUCUUUAAUUUAUUAAGUAAUUAGUCAGAAUAGUAUUUAUAAAGAUGUUGGAGGGUGUCAAGCAUAUUUUCAUGGUCCUCUCGGGCAAAGGCGGUGUUGGGAAGUCAACAGUCAGUACCCAGUUAGCUCUUGCUCUGCAAGUGUCUGGAUUUAAGGUCGGGAUUCUAGAUGUUGAUCUUUGCGGUCCAAGUGUCCCUUACCUGUUGAAUUUGGAAGGCAAGGAUGUGUACCAAUCAUCAGAGGGGUGGAUUCCAGUCUACACUGAUGAUGACAAGGGUUUGGCAGUUAUGUCAAUAGGAUUCUUAUUGAAGAACCGCAAUGACAGUAUCGUUUGGCGAGGUCCCAAAAAAACAGGAAUGAUAAAAGAAUUUUUGAAUGACGUCGCUUGGAAUGACAUCGAUUAUCUAAUUAUCGAUACACCACCUGGUACUUCAGAUGAACAUAUAACAGUCAUGGAAAACUUGAAAGGAGUGAAGUGUGAUGGAGCUAUCAUCGUUACUACACCCCAGGCGGUUGCUGUUGAUGAUGUCUUGAGGGAAGUUACUUUCUGUCGAAAAACCGGGAUUCCUAUUAUUGGUAUUGUCGAAAAUAUGAGUGGAUUUGUUUGCCCAACUUGUUCUGAAUGUACUAAUAUUUUUUCAUCUGGAGGAGGCUUCGCAUUAUCUGAAAUAGUCAAGGUUCCAUUCCUAGCAAAGUUACCAAUCGAUCCAGCGAUUGGUAAACUAGCUGAUAAAGGACAAAGUAUUUUGGUGACUAUGCCAGACAGCCAAGUGGCUCAAGUAUUGAGAAAACUUGUUGAAGAAUUAACUAAAAGUAAGGAAGCUUGAUUGAAGAAAUAUGUUGGUGUAAUUAUAUGUCGACUAUAAUUGGAUAAUUAUAAGACAGGAAAAAAAGAAAACGAAUUUAGAAUUUAAUUAUAUUUUUUAUCUAUUAAUUUUUAAGUAAAAAAUAAAUGGUUAUUUUUUAAUGUUGA